Molecule: messenger RNA, 1098 nt
Organism: Komagataella phaffii GS115
Lineage: Eukaryota; Fungi; Ascomycota; Pichiomycetes; Pichiales; Pichiaceae
Exons: 1
Coding region: 1-1098 (365 amino acids)
Molecular function (GO): oxidoreductase activity
Source: RefSeq, a predicted model, not a curated record
AUGUCUUUAGAGGGCACCUCAAUUGAGUACGACAAACUAACUUUCAAAGACAAUGCUUCUCCAUUGACCUUCAAGAAAGUCACACACAAGUUACCUGUUUCAAAGGAUGAAAUUGCCGUGAAAGUUACGGCCGCUGGUUUAAAUCCCGUGGAUUUGGGGAUAUAUUACACAUUUCACCCUUGGGUAUCGUGUCUUUUCCCCAGCUACCGUACUUUGGGUCGGGAUUAUUCUGGUACCGUAGUACAGGUUGGUUCGGAUUUACAAAACCAGUAUUAUGUGGGCGAUAAAGUGUUUGGUUAUGUGCCUACGCUUUCAACUGGAACCUUAGCACAAUAUCUGUUCCUAAAGCCCAAAACCAAACACGAUGCUUCAAUUGUCAGAGUUGAUAGCAGCGUCACAGAUGAAAAAUUAGUUGAUUUUGCAGGAAUUCCUCUUGUAUUCCUAACUACUGUUCAAUCGCUGUCGGUUGCACCCUUGUCAGACAAAUCUCGUGUUGUAAUUAUCGGUGGAAGUACGUCCCUAGGAUGGACCGCUAUACAGCUUUUAUUAAACCACUACAAAGUCAAACCCGAAAACUUGGUAUCUGUCAAUGGUUCACGUUCCAACAGUUUUGUUCAAGAACUGGGUGUAUUGCAGCAGAAUACCAUCAAUUACGAUCAAGUUGAUAGUCUCCAGAAUCCUGUUCUGGAAAAGGCCAAAGACGGAAAGUUUGAUCUCAUAUUGGAUGCAGCAGGAAAUAGUGACCUGUUCGAUCAUAUCAAGGAGAUUUUGAAAUCUAAGGAGGAGAACGGCCAUUAUGUAACACUAGUAGGGGACCAUAAGCCAGUUUACGCUUCAAGUUUACUUGCACGUUUCCCCUCAUCUUUUGCUUCCUUCAAGAGAUUUAUCUACUGGAACCUUAUUGGCGGUGGUCCCAUUCACUAUCAAUUCAGAAACGUACAUGCUAGUAAGAAAGACAUUGAUUUGGCCUAUCGAUUGUACAAAGAAGGUAAUUACAAGGUCAUAGUUGAUUCGAUUUACAGAUCUGAGGAGGUAACUGAGGCCUACAAGAGAUUGGAGUCCAAUCAAGCGAGAGGUAAAGUAAUUGUCAAGUUUUAG